GUUAGCUGCGCGUUAACUACGGCGAUGUCAUUAUCCUCUGUCGAGGGUCGGCGCGCUGCUGCAGUUUUGGAGGAAACUAUUCGUAAAUUAACCUUUCUUGAAGCAAUUUCCCCAGAUAUUCUCCAACAUCGUGAUGAGUUGACGAAAUUCGUUGGGGAUGAGGUAUCACAGAUAAUAGGAGACCAACGACUGUUAGAGGAGCGCUACGAGGGCUUAAUCUCACAACGAAGCAAAUUAAGAGGGGUUGCAAACAAAUUCAGGUACAAACUCGUGCAAACAGAAAUUGAAGGCGUGUCGCGCAAACUAAGGAAUUCUACCAAAAGCCUAUGCCAGAAUUUGAAAGAUAACCCCGACAUAUCUGGGAAUCUAUUUAAAAUUCAGCGCGAAAGACAAGAUCUCAUUGAAAUCAUAGAGCAAACGAUCAAUGAGGUAGGCACACUUCAUGCUUGCCUUGCCCAUCUAAAUUUUCGUACAGCUUAGGGAGAAUGGCUCAUUUACAACACUCAUCGCGAAGGUUACCAAAGACAUAGACGACCAAAACCGUCUUCGGGGCAGCCUUCGCAGAGAAAGGGAGAUUUCUGAUACUGCCCGGCAGCUCGAUAAGGAAAUUGCUCAAGAAAAGCUCCGUCAUCUGAGACAGGUUGCUGAGCAGCAAGCAUUAAUCACGCAGCUGAAGCAGCAGCUCAAAUCAAUCAAAUCCAAGACAGCCAUUGAUGUGAAUUCUCUUCAAACCGUGGCAGAGGCACGAACUUGCUCUACGGCAAGAGUCCAUAGACAAACCGAACGUUCCCAGGAAAUAAAGGCUUCCAGUUUAGAACGGCAUCGUGAAACGGAAAAGAUGGUUCACGCCUCAACUUUGGAAUUUCUUGAGAUGAAACAACAAGAAUUGGCAAACAAGCUUACUUGGUGGGCAAACAAAUAUCGAGACGACUAUGCUAAGUUGGAGUUGCGCCUCAAAACGCUGACACAGGAGCGAAUCUCCAACUUGGAUCGACUGACUAUCUUGAAGAAACGAAGAGACUCUGAACUAAAAGCCGAGCAUUCUAUGAGGGCUAACAUAGAGAGCAGGGAUGAACUUGAAAGGCGCUGUUUAGUUAAGUCUCACAAGGAGCGUGGAGCUGCCGCGGCUAUCCAGUCCGCUGUAAGGGCAUUUCUCGAUCGCAAAGCAGAAGAGGAUGCGCGUCGGGCGGCAGACAAAAAGAAAAAAAAGGGAGGUAAAAAGUAAAAUGGGCUGCUUUCACUUAGAAUGACAAAAAAAUGAACAACAACAAGACAA
Messenger RNA from Pelagomonas calceolata, 1276 nucleotides. The record is from the annotation of a GenBank genome assembly. Lineage: Eukaryota; Pelagophyceae; Pelagomonadales; Pelagomonadaceae.